Lathyrus sativus (Indian pea) is the source of this 1032-nucleotide messenger RNA. The record is from the annotation of a GenBank genome assembly. NCBI's taxonomy places the organism in Eukaryota, Viridiplantae, Streptophyta, Magnoliopsida, Fabales, Fabaceae.
AUGGAAGAAACCUCUCUUGUUUUCCACUGGACCCUUAUCAGAUCUCUCUUGGCUAUCCUUCAAUGGUGGACUUUCAAUGUCACCGUUAUCAUCGUCAACAAGUGGAUCUUCCAGAAAUUGGAUUUCAAGUUUCCCCUAUCAGUAUCCUGUGUCCACUUUAUCUGCUCAGCUAUUGGAGCAUAUGUGGUAAUUAAGGUGCUGAAGCUUAAACCGUUGAUAACUGUUGAACCUGAAGAUCGCUGGAAAAGAAUCUUACCUAUGUCAUUUGUGUUCUGUAUUAACAUAGUGCUGGGUAAUGUGAGUCUACGAUACAUCCCAGUUUCUUUUAUGCAGACAAUAAAGUCAUUCACACCUGCAACAACAGUUGUUUUGCAAUGGCUAGUGUGGAGGAAGUAUUUUGACUGGCGUAUUUGGGCUUCUCUUAUACCCAUUGUUGGAGGGAUUCUUCUCACAUCUGUAACAGAAAUGAGCUUUAAUAUGUUUGGAUUUUGUGCUGCCUUACUUGGCUGUUUGGCUACAUCUACAAAAACCAUCCUUGCAGAAUCUCUUUUGCACGGAUACAAGUUCGACAGUAUAAACACGGUUUAUUACAUGGCACCUUAUGCAACCAUGAUAUUGGUGCUUCCUGCCACGUUACUUGAAGGCAAUGGAGUUCUGGAAUGGCUUAAUACUCAUCCAUAUCCUUGGUCAGCCCUCAUCAUUAUUUUCAGUUCUGGGGUGUUGGCUUUCUGUCUUAACUUCUCCAUUUUUUAUGUGAUCCACUCCACCACUGCUGUAACAUUUAACGUUGCUGGGAAUCUUAAGGUUGCUGUUGCUGUCCUUGUUUCUUGGCUGAUAUUUAGGAACCCGAUUUCAUACUUUAACGCUGUUGGGUGUGCCGUGACUCUUGUGGGUUGUACAUUCUAUGGCUAUGUUAGACAUUUGCUCUCUCAACAGCCACCGGUUCCAGGAACUCCUCGGACACCAAGAACCCCUCGGAGUAAGAUGGAGUUGCUUCCACUUGUAAAUGAUAAAUUAGAAAAUAAGUUCUAA